Messenger RNA from Stegodyphus dumicola, 588 nucleotides. RefSeq names its product ribonuclease H-like. The record is from RefSeq and is a predicted model, not a curated record. NCBI's taxonomy places the organism in Eukaryota, Metazoa, Arthropoda, Arachnida, Araneae, Eresidae.
AUGGAAUCUGCAUAUGCCCAACUGAUCCACUUGCGCCGAGAUGCGACAUUUGGAAACACUACCUAUAGCCCAGUCCAAUAUGAGCAUCGGGGCGACGUAUUGCGUACACAUCCCUCAAUAAAAGGGACAGGCAUACGCACAGUUAAAUCCAACUGCCUUCAUCGAGACACCCUCACGAAGAUAUACACGGAUGGCUCGAAGCAUGAACAUGGAGUAGGUAGUGCCUUUAUACACUAUGAUGGUUCCAACACCGAAUACACAUGGAAAGGACAUCUGAAACCGGAAAACAGCGUCUUUCAGGCGGAAGUUACUGCUCUCACAGCAGCGGUACAGCAUAUACUCAACAACAAUAUACAGGCAGCUACCAUAUACACGGACAGCCUUUCAGCAAUAAAUGCAAUAGAGAAUCAACACCAUGUAUCGCCGAGCAUCAUUAACUUGCAAGACAUCCUGCAGCAUAAUCGUCACACUAAAAUUACCAUGGUCUGGGUCAAAGCCCACGAUGGCAACCAGGGAAAUGAAGCAGCUGACCGUUUGGCUAAGGAUGCUGCAAGCAAUCUCGAAGCGCAGGAACAUCAUCCUAUCUAA